GCUCUAUGGUCUGCAGACUUUCACUUUCUCAGCACAGCUAUUCCAUAUUCACAUGGUUCUAAGAGAAAUGCAACCAAAAACCCCAGAAUAAAAAUGAAGCCAAGAAUUUGGGUGAAAAAGAUUAUCGAAGCGGAGAAUGAGAAAAAGAUGAAGCGGAAUCCACCAUUACAAAUGUCAGAUCCUGUUGAGACAUUGCCCCUGAUAGCAAGAAUGAAAUUAGAGAAAUCCCAAGAAUCCUAUGCAAGUUAUAUGCCAGAUGUUAUAUUGGAGGAUGGAAGAUUCAAAGGUCUUAAAGGAGAGAAGGGUAUUGCAGAUGAUGAUAAUGAACAACAGAUAGAUCCUGAAGUAAAAAAAAUCAAAUUAGAAUACCAGCGAGAAGAGCUGAGAGAACUUAAAAAAGAGAUUAGAGAGUUGGAACAAGCUCCAGAAAUAAUGCAAGAAGAAGAUUAUACAGAAUCAAUACAGAUUGAUGACUCAGUUUACCCUAAAAGAUCAAACAAAAGCAAAUUAUAUGGAGGACCAGAUCCAGAAGAACCCAUCAGUGAUGUGCCUUGCACAGGGUGUGGUGCACUUCUGCACUGUCAGGACCCUGGGGUUCCAGGCUACAUGCCCAGUCAGAGAUAUAAACAGUUGAAACCAGAAGAAAGGAAAGCUGCCCACUGUCAGCGCUGUCAUAUGAUGACACACUUUAAUUUGGCUUUGAAUGUCCAAGUUUCCCCCAAAGAAUAUCCACAGAUCAUCUCAGAACUCAAAACUCAGAAAACAUCUCUGGUGAUAUUAUUGGUAGAUUUAUUAGACCUCUCCAAUAGCUUUAUUGAUAAUUUAUGGGAUCACAUUGGCAAUCAACAUGAGUUGAUUGUACUGGGCAAUAAAGUUGACUUAUUGCCACGGGACUAUUUUGGGUGGUUCGAGAGAAUUGAGGCAUCACUUAAGCGCCAUAUUAGAAAAGCUGGACUUAGUGAGGGAACCAUUCUUCAUACAAGGCUGAUAAGUGCAAAGACAGGUUAUGGUGUGGAAGGACUGGUCAGCUUGAUCAUGAACAAAUGGGGAACUGAUGGUAAUGUGUAUCUGGUAGGGUGUACCAAUGUUGGCAAAUCUACAUUGUUUAACAGUCUGUUAUCAUCAGACAUGUGCCAAACCAAGGCAAGGAAUCUGAUUCACAGGGCAACCACUUCCAAAUGGCCAGGCACAACAAUAGGCACUCUAAAGUUCCCCAUGGCACGAAUCACACCAUGGAGACUGCAAUUGAGAAGUGAAAGAAUCAGGAGACAGGAGGAAAGGCUAAAGGAAGAAGAGGAACUGAGGAAAGAAAUGUGGAGAAAGUAUGGAAAACGGAAAAACCUUACUUUGACAGGUUUCAUUGGUCAAACCUUCACUACUGAAAAGCCUGUUGAAGAUGACCAAGAAAUCGAGCCAUUCGAUUGUCCACAGUAUGUGUUUAGUAAGAAAUCAGGCCUUGAAGAAACACAAAGUGGCAGAAAGUCUCUAGAAGAGAAGAAGGCACCUAAAUAUUUUGAUGAAAAUCACUACCAGAAUAGUAGAUGGUGCAUUGACACACCAGGACUUGUCAACCAAAACCAGAUCAUCAACUUAUUAUCACCUGCAGAACUGUUGGAGCUGUUGCCCAAGAAUAUGAUAAUCCCUCGCACCUUUGUUGUGAAGCCGAGAUACAGCCUGUGGCUGACUGGUCUGGGGAGGAUAGAUUAUCUGGAGGGAGAACAGCAAAUUUACAUGACAGUCUUUGCCAAUUUCCCUUUACCAGUUGAAGUAGUAGGUCUUGAUCUUUCUGAUCAGUUUUAUAGGAAUUCAAUCAAAUCUGGGGCCCUUGGGCUUCCAUUCGGAGACAAAGACCACCUGAAUAAAAUCCCAUCUCUUGUUGGAAAAGAAAUAGAUUUGACAGGAGUAGCAUUCAAUGAAAGUGUAGCAGAUAUAUGCCUGUCUAGUCUCGACUAG
Lingula anatina is the source of this 1953-nucleotide messenger RNA. RefSeq names its product nitric oxide-associated protein 1-like. Lineage: Eukaryota; Metazoa; Brachiopoda; Lingulata; Lingulida; Lingulidae. The record is from RefSeq and is a predicted model, not a curated record. Gene Ontology annotation, molecular function: GTP binding.